AUGCCUCGUUUUUCCAGCGAUCCAGGCGCGCAGAAAUCCCCGGAGCGCGUGGAUGCUUCAUUUCCCGCCGCUGACGCGCAAGCCGCAGCCGCUGGCGCGGGAACAUUUCUCCGCCCCACGCCUCCGCGCAGCCCGCGCGAAGCCUCCAGCGCGGCGCUCGGGUUCCGCCACCGCCGCUGGCACUCGUUCAGCGGAUUUCAAGAGCUUCCGGGGGAGUGCGGAGUUUGUGGCACACCUGAGUCCGUGGAUGGUGCUUAUGACGGGGAUAUUACCAGUUAUCCUCCACGCGCGCCGUGCCCGUCUACAGUUGCGGUUGCGGCUGCUUCUGCGGCUACUGCUGCGGCCGCUGCUGCGUCAUCGUCUCCUAUCCCCACGCCCGCCGUUGCUGCGCAAUAUUCUGUACCUCCCGCAGCUGCUGCUGCUGCUGCCACGUCACCACCUCCUUCUGAAGCCAUGUGGCCACGAAGCCAGUUCAAUGGCUCCCUCGUGCUCCAUGCCCUUCCCACGAGCCUUCAUGGCCGUACAGUCACCGCAUGGGUUAUGACGAGCACGCUCAGCUGGAAAGCAGUCUCCCUGCGAGGCAGGUACAAGCUUUCCGAAGUCGCCUCGCAGUGGCCCUUCCUCUUCCUCCUCCUCCUCCUCCUCCUCUGCCUCCUCGUCGCCGUCAACACCCCUCUCUCCUCCUCCCCUUUCUCCUCCUCCCCUCUCUCCUCCUCCCCUCUCUCCUCCUUCCCUCUCUCCUCCUCCUCUCUCUCCUCCUCCCCUCUCUCCUCCUCCCUUGUCUCCGCCGCCCCUGUCCGUGCUCUCAUCCUCAAAGCCCAUCUCUCCACUGUCACAAUCGAAACCCACCUCUAG
Molecule: messenger RNA, 855 nt
Organism: Closterium sp. Naga37s-1
Lineage: Eukaryota; Viridiplantae; Streptophyta; Zygnematophyceae; Desmidiales; Closteriaceae
Source: the annotation of a GenBank genome assembly